AUGAAUGAAAACCGCGAAUUGCAUGCCCUGUUGGCUGACAAGACUUGGAUCGGAUUUGAUCUCGAUGACACCCUGCACGAAUUCCGACGUGCGUCCGGCGCAGCUACUAGCCAUGUACUGCGUCUCAUAUCGACGCAGUACGGCGUAGACAUGGCCGCAUUGCAAGCUUGCUACGCCAGGAUCCUGAAAAUUAAAACGGCAAAUGCCUUUUCCGACGGCAGGACAUCGACAGACUAUCGAAGAGAGCGAUUCACCAGUCUGCUCCACGACUUGUCGCUGCCCGAGGAGAAUGACAUCAUGGCGCGCAUCCUGAUGCAGUACAACGCCACGCUGGCCGGCGCAUUGCAGCUCAAACCGGGCGCGAUGGAGCUACUGUUGAUGCUCAAGGCAAAGGACAGGAAAAUUGUCGUGGUGACAGAGGGGCCGCAGGACGCGCAGGAGUGGACGCUGCAACAGCUGGGUCUCGCGCCGCUGGUGGAUGUCCUGGUGACGACGAGCGUGUUCAAAGACGACCAAGGUGGAUGGACUGUUUGGGAAAGUGCUGCAGCGUUUGGGUAUAGCGCCGGAGGAAAUGGUGUUUGUGGGGGACAAUUAUGA
Akanthomyces muscarius is the source of this 597-nucleotide messenger RNA. RefSeq lists its product as uncharacterized. Bases 1 to 597 code for a protein of 198 amino acids. The transcript has a single exon. NCBI's taxonomy places the organism in Eukaryota, Fungi, Ascomycota, Sordariomycetes, Hypocreales, Cordycipitaceae. The record is from RefSeq and is a predicted model, not a curated record.